AUGUUGGGACUUUCUUCAAAGGGUAGUGGUUGUGGACCUCACAACUUGGUUCCAAGUGGAGCCAUCCGGCUUCUGCAUGAAUCUUAUUAUGAGCUUCAACACCCUCCUCUGAUUUCUUCAUCUCGAGUCAAGGCGAAAUGGCAGCGUCCGCCCUUGGGAUUUAUGAAAAUCAAUCUUGGGGGGCCUUGUCGAGCCGCGACAGGGAUUGGAGGGAUUGGAAUUGUGGCUCAUGACCAUGAAGGCACUUUCCCUGCAUGCUGUUCGGGGGUCUCCAACCUUCUGCAUGCAAAAUUACUACCCUUAAAGGAGGGGCUUUUGUUUGCCCAAAGAUGGCCUAAUGUGCAGCGACUCAUUGAAGCAUGA
This is a messenger RNA of Prunus armeniaca (apricot), 363 nucleotides long. The record is from the annotation of a GenBank genome assembly. NCBI's taxonomy places the organism in Eukaryota, Viridiplantae, Streptophyta, Magnoliopsida, Rosales, Rosaceae.